This is a messenger RNA of Selaginella moellendorffii, 2507 nucleotides long. RefSeq lists its product as uncharacterized. Lineage: Eukaryota; Viridiplantae; Streptophyta; Lycopodiopsida; Selaginellales; Selaginellaceae. Bases 559 to 1431 code for a protein of 290 amino acids. The transcript has 11 exons. The record is from RefSeq and is a predicted model, not a curated record.
UAGGCUUUGCAGUUGAAUUAUCGUCCGUGUUUCGCCUGCUGUGGAUUAUCACUUAGGACUCACGACGAAUAACCAAAAGGCCUUGGGAACAUUGGUGCGCAGGUGAUCAAAGUUUUUGGAAACUUUGAAAGCUAAAGUUCUAGUAAAAAAACUGUCUACUCGUUCGUUCAGGAGGAGUCCAGCUCUGGAACCCACGCUGGAGAUUUGAAAAAGGAGUGGAACGUAUGGACGUUUUCAACACCAUCCUCUGGGGGCUGUAAGUUUGGUUCCAUCAUCUCAAAAGUCUUUUUUUUGUUCACUUUUUUCUUCCAGAUCUUUUGGAAAGCUGCUCCAGAUCUUGCUGCUUUUGGCAAAGGCCAGACCCCAUCCUGGAGAUGAUAAAUUGGAAACCAUCCAGCUAGCAUCUGGUAUAGCUCAGGAAAUGAUCUAAGGAAGCAUUGAGCUCUAUCCAUCCUGGCCUGACCAGCAGCUACCAGAUUCAAGUCUACACAGAUUGUGUGAGCCCGAAUAAUCGAAGCUUUUUACUGUUCCCUAGGGUUUUCCGGGAGCAAGCGCGGAAUGGCGUCUCUCGAGGAGCCUUUGAUCGUAGUCUCCGACGCGAUAGCCAGUCUCCCGGACGCGACAGCGAGUCUCCAGGACGAGCUCCACGUUGUGCCACAUCAGCACCACGUCGUACCACACCAGCGCCAGCAGGACGCGCCAGAGCGACACCAGGACGAGCGCCACCAGGAGACGCUGAUGGAAAAGGCAUUCAAGAUAUCAGCUGUCCUUGCAUCGGUAAUUCUGUAUGUCUUGCCGGUUUUCCUCGCGAAAACAGCGUUACUCCCGGGGACUCAACUAGCCAUUUUAUAUGGCACUUCGACUUUGAACUGCAUAAGCUGGUUUGUCUAUGGCCGAAUUGAACAAGAUGUGGUGGUCGAAAACGUGAACUUCCUUGGGCUCGUAACAGGGCUCAUGUUUACCGUGCAUACUGUCGGCGAUGUUACCUGGUGGCCUGUGCUAUCGCUGGGUGGUUCAUUCGUGUGGCCGCUUCUUGUUGCAGUGGCUUACUACGCUUUUCUCUACGGGUUGUACGGGAACUUCAAAAAGGAGAAAGUGUGCUGCUGCGAACUCACGGUCAUGGAGUUUUCUGGUGUCGCCACCACUGUCCUUGCUUCAGGGGUGCCCUUGUGCUUUCGUGCUGUAAGAUUGUGUAUUCUUUUGCAGUGGCUUCUUGAGAGUUUUCUUUUUGUGAUGCAGGUGACGAUGAUCAGCACUACCAGCAAAGCCACAGGGUCUCCUCUCGUUCCACUGAUGGCGACGGCAUGUAACAUCCUGUGGGCUGCUUACACCCAUAUGGCAAAAAAGAAAGCCAUGCGUGCUGCUAGCAUUUCAGCAGCUCUGCUAGCUGGAGCCCUCUCCAUCCUCUCGGUGAAAGAGAGGAUGCUUUGACAUCAUGCUUACUUCUCAGCUCACUUGCGUCACACUUUUUUUCUCUACAGAAUGUAGAGCUUGUCGUUUUUUUGGAACUCUACGCGUCCCGUAGAGUUCACGCGAGAAUAAAACGAACGAAGUCUUGACGCACACUGCCACGUAAGAUCUCGCAUGAAUCGGUUCUGUAACGUGGCCAAACUGUUGAAAUGAAUCGGAGGAAACCAAGUAACUGUCAAAGCUCGGAUGGAGAUGGAUAAGCUACAGGAUAGUUUUUACUUAUCCCAUUCUGCUGUCCAUGUCGCAGCAAUCGGGAACGCUCGUCAAGUGGACGAGUGGCUUUGCCAUAGCUGAGAAGGUAGAGUAGUCGCCUGCCCAUUCGUUUUUCCAUGUAGGCAGACAUAACGGCUCGGGAUUAUCUGGAGAUCACGAGAGUUUCUGUUCGUGUUCGGAUAAAGAUGGAGGCUGAUGCACAUGAACCAAAUUCACUGCUGGACUCGAAUCGGGAUCCCUCGGACUUGUUUUCCACAGCAUGCAACGAUGUGUUUUUGGAUUAGCAGUGGAUUGGAGCAAGCUGACACUACGGCCAUGGCAACGAGUAUGCUUGACAACCAGCCUGGCCUUGGAUAUCGUGUCGUCGCAGUUUAACUUCAAACGAAUCCUCGGCACCUACACUCACCGGGAAAGCAACUUGAGACUGUCCUAAAGGAGUCGACGGGUCUGGACGACCAUUGUGCUGAGCUCGAGGGCACACUUAUCAACGUCUGACCAUUACGACUCAAGCAGAGGAUACACAAAAGGAUCCCGUAGCCACCGAUUUGGACAAGCACUCGAGCUUUAGUUCCAUCAGCACGGACAUGGACGAACUUUCAGUUAUUUGAGUGGCACCUAUCGCAAGUAUUCAAGAGGACGUCUCUGUCAGCAAGACGACUUUCAACGCUGUUGCAAUUCUUUUCGAAGAUUUUGGAGCAGACUCUGUGACGGACGUUAAGGGAAAGGAGAAACAGCUGCGACAAUGAGCUAAGUCCAAUGUAGCAAAAAGGAAGAGAUCCGUCUUGUAGAUGUGAUGGAGAAACUUUUCAGAGCAUUUUUGGAGC